AUGGCAUCGGGCGGCAUCGAGACAGGAGUCUAUGCGCAAGCACCCCCGUCAUUCCCUCAACAUGGUCACUCGAGUUCGAUGAACGCUUCUUUCUCUCAAGCACCUCCUCCGAUGAAUGCUUACGAAGCUCACUCUGUCGCUUCGACGCCUGCACCGACGCCGCCACCACCUCGGUCUGCUUCGGACCACCAUCAACCGCAGCAGCCGCAGCCGCAACAGCAACAGCAGAUGGCAUACAACAUGAAUGGUGGGGCCCCGAUGGUCAAUGGGGGCAUGAUGGCUGCUCCCAACACAUUUGCUGGGUAUCAGGAUGCAAAUGUCUAUGCGCAACCGAAUUUUUAUGCCAACGGAGUUAGGCCACAGAUCUAUACUGCCGUCUACUCCAACGUGUCUGUCUUUGAGAUGGAAGUCAACGGCAUUGCUGUAAUGCGACGCCGAAACGACUCGUGGUUGAAUGCGACGCAGAUCCUGAAGGUCGCUGGAGUAGACAAGGGCAAAAGAACAAAGGUCUUGGAGAAAGAAAUCACGGGCGAACAUGAAAAGGUCCAGGGCGGCUAUGGGAAGUACCAAGGCACCUGGGUCGGCUACCAGCGUGGCCGGGAGUUUGCCAGGCAGUACGGAGUAGAGCAUAUUCUGCUGCCACUCUUCGAGUACGAUCUCGCCUCUGACGGGAUGCCGGGUAUGACACAAGGAAUGGAGACACCCACCAAGGAGCAAGCCAUGGCUGCCCAGCGAAAGAGACUAUACGGCGGUGACGGUCGACCGCUUCCGCAGUCGUCAGGAGGCACGUUCUUCAAGAGCAUGUCCAGCACAGCUGCAAACGCGAUACACGCCUUGAACCGAACGCGGCUAGACUCCCCCAGUCAAAUAGAUGGACGACGAUCAAUGGGGCCGCGACGACAAUCUCAGUCGUUCAACUAUAGUCAGGACUCGAUGUAUGGACAAGGGCCAAGUCAACAGAGCAUGCCUAGCAUGACCUCGCAAGACAGCUUUGGCACAAACGGGGCCAUCAUGAGCCAGGGAGCGAGCUUUGCGGAUUUUGGAAAUGCUGAUAUUCAAGAGCCUCCACGAAAACGCAUUCGGCCCUCGCCGCAGUCCUCUUUUCUCGGUGGUCCUUAUGACGGACAAAUGGAGUUGGCUCUUGCCGAUGGUGCUCCAACCGAACCCAACGCUUCGUUCUUCUCCCAGUCAAGCCAAUCGUUCAUGCCGCCCGAUCUGCUCUCCUAUGGACUCGAACCUCUUCCACACCCUUCCGGACCACAGGAGGAACAAAAGAAGGAACUAUUACUCGAUCUCUUCAUCGAUCCCGGCCGGACGGACUUUGACGACCACCCAGCAUUUCUUCGACUCAGUGGCGACGAAUUUGAACUUCCCAUUGAUGGCUCCUGCAACACUGCGUUGCAUUGGGCAGCCACGCUGGCACGGAUCGCUCUAGUGCGCAAAUUGUUACAAAAGGGCUUCAACAUGAGACGGGCCAACAGUGGAGGGGAAACCGCAUUGAUAGCGGCGUGUCAAGCACGAAACAACCUCGACCACAACAGUUUUCCCGCUCUUUUGCAGCUUCUCGGACCGAGCAUCGAGGUCAGAGAUCGACGUGGCCGGACCCUCCUUCAUCAUAUCGCUGUCUCAUCAGCCAUGAAAGGGAGAGCAGCCGUUGGGAAAUACUACCUCGAAUCAUUGCUCGAAUAUGUCAUCCGACAGGGUCCUACCCCGAUACACCCGGCCUCCAUGUCGUUUGACGGGGCGAACGGGGUCAACCCCCAGAGCCAGGGCAAUGCAUUAACCCUGGGGAGUUUUAUGGAUAAUAUUGUCAACGCACAAGACAAGGCGGGAGAUACCGCACUGAACCUCGCCGCACGAACCAGCACGACCACGAUUAUCGAUCAACUGAUCGAGGUUGGCGCUGAUCCUAAUAUUUCCAACCGUGGAGGCUUGGCUCCUGUCGACUUUGGAGUCGGGCUGCAUGUGAACAGUCAGAUGAUGGACCAAAGCAUGCAGAUGUUCGAUCCCUCUGUAGCGGCGGCCAGCUCGCCUCAGAAAUCCUUUGAAGAGGCUCAGGAAGGAAUAAUCACAUCAUUACGCGACAUUCUGUCACAAUCAGAAGCCGACUUCGCCACAGAACUUAAAGAGAAAAACGAGGUUCUCGACAAAACCAACGCAGCUUUGAAAGAAUCUGGAGCCUCAUUGGCGGAAGAACGACGAAAACUUGAGGAGGCGCGAGGUAAAGUUCGAGAGAAAGAAGAGCUGGAACAGAAGAUCAACAAUCUACGGCAAGCCACAGGCCAAUAUCGGACUGAGUUGAGCGGAACGGACCCACCGACGACGAUUCAGGACCACGUUGCCGUCGGAGAAGCUGACAAGGGACUUGACCUCGACGGUCAGCUACCUCUUGUGGCAGACCUGUUCCCUGAUGGCGACGUAGACCCGGGCAACAUGUCAUUAUUGACCCAGGAGCAAGCCAAUUUCCUGGCGAGCCUGGAACGAGCGGAGGUCAUGUCUGGCCGAGCGCAGGUCUAUCAGCGACACAACGCACAACUUGAACAGAUGGCAAAGACGCUCAAGGCACGCAGUGGAGAACUCGAAGAACGAUACAAGAAGAUUGUGAGCUUGUGUACAGGGGCGGAUGAAGACAAGGUGGAAGGGUUGUUAGAUAACCUGGUGCAGGCAGUGAUCAGUGAGCAGAAGGAGAUGAGUGACAACUCGCAGCUGGGGCGGGUCCGUGAGUUUCUGAGGUUAGUCCAAGGGUCAGGGAACUGA
Messenger RNA from Capronia epimyces CBS 606.96, 2757 nucleotides. RefSeq lists its product as uncharacterized. Bases 1 to 2757 code for a protein of 918 amino acids. The transcript has 3 exons. NCBI's taxonomy places the organism in Eukaryota, Fungi, Ascomycota, Eurotiomycetes, Chaetothyriales, Herpotrichiellaceae. Gene Ontology annotation, molecular function: protein binding; transcription coactivator activity; DNA binding. Gene Ontology annotation, cellular component: MBF transcription complex; SBF transcription complex. The record is from RefSeq and is a predicted model, not a curated record.